AUGGAAGUUAGUUCACAAGAAAGUUUAAAUGAUCAAGAUAAUAUAGAAUGGGUGUCUGGUAGUAGUGCUUUGAUACCUUCUACACCUCGUUCAAGUAACGUUAACGUUAAUAACCAUAACUACAACCACGAUUACAAAAUACAAUUGAAAGUAAUUGUCUUUAACAAAAGAACAAGUAUUCGUAUGUUUUCUUCCGGAGUUGGAGAUAUGGCGUUUUUAGUACGUGGAAAAACACGAGAGGUUUCGAUUUGUUUACAUAAUAUGAAAGAUGAAAUUGUUAUAAAUGUUAAAGAAAUCGAAGAAUUCCGAAUUGCCAAGGGAUCCAUUGUUUUAAAAUUGAAUCCAAAUUUUGAUCGAACGUACUUCUAUCACCCUAACGGAUACCCAUACAAAGACAAUCCAGUGAGGUUAUAUAAAGAUCCUACAAACGAUCAUUUGUCUGAUUUAAACUGUUUAAAUCUUAAGCCUGAAAUUUUUACAAAAUAUGGAGAAAUGUACGAAAUAGAAAAGUUUGUAAAAAAAUUAAUGAUUGAGACAGGUCAAUUAAAUAAGCCCACAUUUAAUAACUGGUCGGCUAGAAGUAUUAGAAAUGAUGAUAAUUAUUAUUCAAAGGAAGUUCAUUCAUUAAACUCAAAAGGGACACUUCAACAUAAUUCGACUUUGAAAUCAUCAGAAGUCGCGGCAAUUCAACGGAAAGAAAUAUACAUUACAUGUAUCAUUCCCACCCAAAAACGCGCGGUUAUUUAUCCUGGUGAUGGAUUAUUAUGUCACUUUCAAUUUUACCUUAAGCAAAGGUUUGGAUGGAAGUGGGAAAGAAUGUGGUAUAAUAAUAAAGGAAUGUGGACCUUAUUGGAUGAUGAGGAAGAAUGGAAACGGGUUAAACGACGUGCUCAAUAUAAUAAAUUGCCAAGGUUGGAGGUGUUUAUGAGAUAA
Molecule: messenger RNA, 933 nt
Organism: Cetraspora pellucida
Lineage: Eukaryota; Fungi; Glomeromycota; Glomeromycetes; Diversisporales; Gigasporaceae
Source: the annotation of a GenBank genome assembly